Molecule: messenger RNA, 507 nt
Organism: Fulvia fulva
Lineage: Eukaryota; Fungi; Ascomycota; Dothideomycetes; Mycosphaerellales; Mycosphaerellaceae
Product: heat shock protein
Exons: 4
Coding region: 1-507 (168 amino acids)
Source: RefSeq, a predicted model, not a curated record
AUGCACUACCCCUCCCGCUGUUUUGUUGCUCUUGCUGCAGUACAUAAGUUUUAUUGUUCAAGUCUCUUUCUUCUGCUGAACAUCACCAACAAGACUCAGACUUACCAAGCUACUCCCCAACACCCGAACAAACAAACAACCACCGCAAACAUGUCCGACGCACUCCGCCAAUCCAACACCGACAAGGCCGCCUCGGCCCUCAAGCCAGACAGCCAGAAGUCCGCCCUCGAGCAGGUCCAGGACAGCGCCAAGAGCACCGCCGACUCCGUUGCCGGUACUCUCCAGCCAGAGGGCGAGAAGUCCAUUGGCCAGAAGGCUUCCGACACCGUCACUGGAUCCGGUGGUGAUGCACAGAAGCAAGGCGAGGGUGUCCUCCAGCAGGCCCAGGACGGUGCCGCAAACCUUGCUAACCAGGCUAGCGAGACCAUCAGCGCUGGCGUGAAGCAGGCUCAGGAUGCUCUCGGUCUCAACCAGGGCGGCAACGCCGGCACCUCUGGCCCCAAGUAA